Messenger RNA from Cucumis sativus (cucumber), 968 nucleotides. RefSeq names its product ethylene-responsive transcription factor ERF014. Gene Ontology annotation, biological process: regulation of DNA-templated transcription. Bases 84 to 689 code for a protein of 201 amino acids. Gene Ontology annotation, molecular function: DNA binding; DNA-binding transcription factor activity. NCBI's taxonomy places the organism in Eukaryota, Viridiplantae, Streptophyta, Magnoliopsida, Cucurbitales, Cucurbitaceae. The transcript has a single exon. The record is from RefSeq and is a predicted model, not a curated record.
CCUCAAAUAUUCAUAUUACUCAUUUACAUUUUCAAGCAUUGGCUCACAAAGAAAGCUUAUUCAUUUUGAUAUAUCUCAUCAACAUGGUGAAGAAGGAAUUAGGAAAUGAUGACAAUCAUUCAACGUCAGUCCCAACAAGUAAAAAGAAAUACAAGGGAGUAAGAAUGAGAAGUUGGGGCUCAUGGGUUUCUGAAAUUAGAGCUCCAAACCAAAAGACAAGAAUAUGGUUAGGUUCAUAUUCUACAGCCGAGGCCGCCGCAAGAGCUUACGAUGCCGCCCUCUUGUGUCUUAAAGGCUCCUCCGCCAAUCUAAAUUUUCCAAUCUCUUCUUCUUCCUUUGCUCAUUUUCACAAUUUUCUUGAUGAUAAUAAUGUCAUGUCUCCUAAGUCCAUCCAAAGAGUUGCCGCCGAAGCUGCUGCCAACACCGCGUUUUUUGAUGGCAAUGUUCAAAGUAACAUGGCGGGAUCUAGCGAUGUCCCACCGUUGUCGCCAUUGGUUUCCUCUUCUUCUUCUUCCUCGUCAACGUCAAAUAGUGAAUCGUUUAUGAUGUCGGACCCGUCGUGGUUCAACUUUGAUGAAAUACUUUCUCCUAAGUAUGUUGGGCAAAUGAUGGAUUGGACUCUAUUUGAUCCACCCGUUACUGAUGAUUUUUACGAAGAAAGUGAUAUCCGUCUAUGGAGCUUCUGCUGAUUUUUUUUUUUUUUUUUACGUCUAUGGACUUUAUUUGUUUAUUUAUUUUUUUUACAAUUUUUUUGCAUAUUCAUUCUAUAUGAAUUCCUCAGGUUGUUUCACAAAACUACUGACAAAAGUAAAAUUUUACAUAAUAAUACAUAAAUAUAGGUUACAGCCACAGAUUAUUUUUCUGGGUUGGUUGAUCUUUUUGUUGGAUUUCAUACCUUGUUGUUGUAUUCCCUCAAAUAUUAUCCCUAAACUUUUUAAGUCAUUUAAUAAAUUCUUUGAACUUUUAAA